Messenger RNA from Lathyrus sativus (Indian pea), 2556 nucleotides. The record is from the annotation of a GenBank genome assembly. NCBI's taxonomy places the organism in Eukaryota, Viridiplantae, Streptophyta, Magnoliopsida, Fabales, Fabaceae.
AUGUUUCUUCUCGGUACUCAGUUCCACGUGCAUAGCUGUCUUCCAUGGAUUCCAAGGCGCGCACACUGUUCUUCACCAUCUUCAUCAAUCAACAAGAAUUCCAGGAGGUUUAUGCCCGGUCACUUCAGUUGGCUCAAGUCUUCACCAUUACAUCGACAUGGGGGAUGGGAGGUCGACUUUCACAGACUAGCUUUUAAGUCCAAUUCCAACACUAGUAAUCAUGUUCCAGAAAGUUCCAGCGCCAAGUUCAUUUCGACGGAGAAAAAUAAUCAUAGUUCUCACCAGCGUCCACAGGCUAAACAUGUGAUAGAAUACAUGCCGUUGUUCUUGGUACUGAAACUGACGCAUAUGAAGUUUGUUGAUCUGGUGAUAAACGUUGUCCAAGCAAUGGUUCGAAAUGUGCCUCAGACUUUUGGUGGAACAAGCUUGUCGUUUGCUUGUGUUUCGAAUGCCUUGAAUAAACCUACGCCUCUUAAGUUAGAUGUGUCCUUGCCUUCUUUUCAAGAUAUUAGAUGGAACUUAGCUCGGUUGGUGUACUUAUUUAACAUACAACUCGAGAGAAAUGUUGCCACGUUUUUUGUGGUGCUCCUUAUAGCAUGCAUCUCGUUUGUUGCCAUUGGAGGUUUCUUGUUCUUCAAGUUCAGGAACAAUAAGCAAUCUCUGGAAGAUUGUCUUUGGGAGGCCUGGGCAUGUCUUCUUUCAUCAUCUACUCACUUAAGACAACCAACCCGUAUUGAGCGUGUUAUUGGUUUUCUUCUUGCAAUAUGGGGUAUAUUGUUUUACACUCGUCUUCUAAGUACCAUGACGGAACAAUUUAGGAGUAAUAUGCAAAGGCUCAGGGAAGGAGCACAAAUGCAAGUUCUGGAGACCGAUCAUAUCAUCAUUUGUGGGAUGAAUAGUCAUCUUCCUUUCAUACUAAAGCAGCUAGAUAAGUAUCACGAAUUUUCUGUUCGCCUAGGCACUGCCGCUGCUAGGAAGCAGAGAAUUCUUCUUAUGUCUGAUCUUCCAAGAAAACAGAUUGAUAGGAUAGCCGAUAAUAUUGCUAAAGAUUUAUAUAAUAUUGAUGUCCUUAGCAAGAGUUGCUCUCUUAGUUUAACGAAGUCAUUUGAAAGAGCAGCAGCCAACAAAGCACGUGCAAUUAUCAUACUUCCAACUAAAGGAGAUCGGUAUGAGAUUGACACGGAUGCAUUUCUAUCUGUUUUAGCCCUUCAAUCAAUUCCAGAGAUGGCUUCUGUUCCCACCAUUGUUGAGGUUUCAAGGUCCCAAACAUGUGACUUGUUAAAGUCAAUGUCGGGAUUGAAAGUAGAGCCAGUAGAAGAUGUUGCGUCCAAAUUAUUUGUUCAAUGCUCUCGGCAGAAGGGACUAAUAAAGAUCUACCGGCACUUGCUAAAUUAUCGAAAAAAUGUAUUCAAUCUUUGCAGCUUGCCUGAUCUAGAAGGAAUGACAUAUAGACAAAUACGACACAUAUUACAAGAGGCUGUUGUAUGUGGUCUUUACCGGAGCGGGAAAAUAUACUUCCAUCCAAAUGAUUACGAAACUCUGCAGAAAACUGACAAAGUAUUGUUCAUUGGAUCCCUUCAGUAUACUAAAAGGCCACAAGUUGUAAUCCCGAAGGUGAAAGAAGGAAAAGAUGGAAUUCAUAAUGAUGAAUUACUUGAAAAGGAUUUUGAAUAUGCCAUCGAGUUGAGUAAAGUAAGACUUGCUAAUAUUGUGAAACGUCCCAACAGAUCAGGCUCCAAGGCAUCAGACGGGAAUGUGGGGCCAAAAGAAUGCAUUCUUUUACUUGGGUGGCGACCUGAUGUUGUAGAAAUGAUUCAAGAGUAUGAUAACUAUCUUGGUCCUGGAAGUGUUUUGGAAGUUUUAUCAGAGACGCCAUUAAAUGACAGGAUUCUUAGAGAAGCCAACAUCAUUGGCCGUAGCAAACUCAAAAAUGUUCGAGUUUCGCAUAGGAUCGGAAAUCCCAUGGACUAUGGCACCUUAAAGGAAACCAUUUUGAAUAUUCAAACUUCUUUGAAGAAUAAAGAUAUUCCUUUCUCGGUUGCUGUCAUAUCCGACAAAGAUUGGCUUCUUGGGGAUACAUCUAAAACAGAUAAGCUAUCUGCUUAUUCUAUCCUACUUGCUGAAAAUAUCUGUGACAAACUUGGAGUCAAGGUGCAAAAUCUAGUUGCUGAAAUCGUCGAUUCAAAAUUGGGAAAACAAAUUGCUAGAAUCAAGCCAUCGGUGACCUACGUUGCAGCCGAGGAAAUAUUGAGCCUUGUAACUGCUCAAGUUGCUGAGAACAGUGAACUGAACGAAGUUUGGAAAGAUAUACUAAACGCAGAGGGCGAUGAAAUAUAUUUGAAGGAUAUUAGCCUUUACAUGAAAGAAGGAGAGAAUCCAUCAUUUUCCGAGCUUUCUGAGAGAGCGUAUUUAAGGAGAGAAGUAGCCAUAGGUUAUGUGAAGAAGAACAAGAAUGUAAUCAACCCGAAUCCAAAGUCAGAACCCCUCUCUCUUGAAUUAACUGACUCAUUGAUAGUCAUUUCUGAGCUGGAAGGUGAACAGCCCAUAAUUUUGUAA